AUGUCUUCAUUAAAUCAAAAUAUACUUGAAUCAAAUGAUUCAAAUGAUAAUACAAAUACAAAUAUAAACACAAAUAAUAUAAAUAAUGAUACAAUCAAUGAUACAAUUAAUAAUCCUUCUAAAAAUUCAAUAUCUAAUCUAUUAGAUCAAACACAGAAUAACGAACCACUUGAGAAAAAAUUUAAUUGUCCUCAUUGUGAUCAUACAUUUACAAGAAAACAUAAUUUAAAAUCCCAUUUAUUAAUUCAUUCAAAUUUAAAACCAUUUAAUUGUUCUAUAUGUUCAAAUAAAUUUAGAAGAUUACAUGAUUUAAAAAGACAUGAAAAAUUACAUACUGGUGAAAAACCAUUUAAAUGUUUAAAAUGUGGUAGAAAAUUUGCUCGAUAUGAUGCUUUAAUUCGUCAUAAUAAUAGUCAAAGUGGUUGUACUUUAUUAGUUGAUGAUUUUAUUGUAAAAAGAAAAUAUGAUGAUUUAGAUCAAAAUGAUAAUGAUCAUAUAUUGAAAAAAAAUCAAUAUGAAUCAACUUGGAAAUUGAAACAACAGUCUGAGGUUCAAUCUGAGAAUCAGGUUGAAUCUCAAUCACAAAAUCAAUUACAAAUUCAAAACACAACUCAAAAUCAAUCUCAAAAUCAAAAUCAAUCAAUAUCUUUACCUUUACAAUCAAAUAGUACAAAUAAUAGUACAAACAAUAGUAUAAUCAAUACUAGUACUACUAAUAAUAGUACAACUAAUACCACAAAUAAUACCCCAAAUACUAUUGAAAAAUCGUUACAUUCAUUACAUCCAUUACCUUCAAUAAAUAAAUUAACUCCAAUUAUUGAAAAAUUAAAUUCAAAUUCAUUAAAUCAAAAUAAUUCAUUAAAUCAAAAUUCAUUUGAUAAUCAAUUAAAUUAUAAUAAUUUUGAUUUAUUACCUUAUAUAAAAUUAUUAGAAUCAAGAGUAUCAACUUUAGAAACAAAAUUAUCAAUUACUGAAACAAAAUUAUUAAAUUUAUUAAAUUCAAAUAUACAAAAGGAAUAA
Messenger RNA from Hansenula ciferrii, 1020 nucleotides. Its product is annotated as C2H2-type zinc finger protein. NCBI's taxonomy places the organism in Eukaryota, Fungi, Ascomycota, Saccharomycetes, Phaffomycetales, Wickerhamomycetaceae. The transcript has a single exon. Bases 1 to 1020 code for a protein of 339 amino acids. Gene Ontology annotation, cellular component: nucleus. The record is from RefSeq and is a predicted model, not a curated record.